Molecule: messenger RNA, 2694 nt
Organism: Ophidiomyces ophidiicola
Lineage: Eukaryota; Fungi; Ascomycota; Eurotiomycetes; Onygenales; Onygenaceae
Exons: 5
Coding region: 1-2694 (897 amino acids)
Biological process (GO): chloride transport; transmembrane transport
Cellular component (GO): Golgi apparatus; membrane; early endosome
Molecular function (GO): voltage-gated chloride channel activity
Source: RefSeq, a predicted model, not a curated record
AUGGCACGGUCAGUUUCUUCUUCGCGAUCAGCGGCCGAAAGCCACGUUCACGACGAUGCCGACGACGAGUCCUCAAGCCGCCGUCCUAUAACCUCCCCUCCGUCUCCCACGCCCCGUCUACGUCUCAACAACAUCCAGUUCACGGGUGUAGACCAUCACGGCCAGUCCUCGGGCCGAUUUCCCGAGAUGGGCGAGAGAGCAAGCCUCCUGGGCAAUGGCGCCCACCAGCGCGCCUACACAACCAUGCCGUCCUCCCCACGACCGGAUGCGUUUUUCAGGCAGUAUAGCACCGCUGGGAGCGUUCGGAUGUCCAAGAACCAUAGCCGUGCAAACUCCCAGGCCACCAAAUUUGGACCUCAAGGCACGGUUGAGUGGUCUGACAACCAGCUUCCUGCUACACCAGCGAGGUUCUCGGAUAACCGGGUCUGGUACGACCAGUUUACCUCCACGGAUUGGGUGCACGAUACCAUCGCUGAUGGAAUACGGCUCCGGGAACUGAGAAGCCGCAAGGAUAUUCGUGGCAGGUUUCUGGCCUGGGCGGAUGGCGCCCAGGGCUGGGUUCUCGUCGCCUUCAUAGGCCUUAUAACUGCCUGUUUUGCUUACUUUGUCGAUGUUACAGAGAGAGCCUUUUUUGAUCUAAAAGAGGGCUUUUGCACAGAUAAUUGGUUUUCUAGCAGACGCUAUUGCUGCCUAGAUAAGGAUGAAUGCACUGCUUGGAGGACUUGGUCCAGUAUCUUUGGGGUACCCAAGUCCGACUCGACCUGGGUUGACUUCAGUGCCUUUGUUGCCUGGGCCGUCAUCCUCGCAGCUGCAUCCUGUACUCUUACCUUAUUCACGAAAACCGUCGUGCCCUCUUCAAUCUCUCUCUCUACGUUAGAUGAGGAUCUGGCUGCCGGAGGGGAAUUUAUAUCAGACGACACACUUGGCCGUUCAGACCGCAAGGCCCCGUCCGAUACCAGUACAGCUGAUUUUUCAGAAGAUACUGCUCCACCAAUGGUUUACUACUCUGCAGCGGGCAGUGGAGUCGCUGAAGUGAAAGUCAUCCUAAGUGGCUUCGUCAUCCACGGUUACCUCGGAAUGAAGACCUUAGUCGUAAAGACUCUAGCGCUAGUCCUAAGCGUUGCUUCUGGCUUGAGUAUUGGAAAAGAGGGCCCGUAUGUCCAUAUUGCUACUGCCAUUGGUAACAUUUGCUGUCGAAUUUUUGAGAAGUAUCAGCAUAACGACGGCAAACGACGUGAGGUUUUGAGCGCAAGUGCUGCGAGCGGCGUCGGCGUCGCCUUUGGUGCUCCUAUUGGAGGUGUUUUAUUCAGUUUAGAGGAAGUCAGCUAUUACUUCCCACCUAAAACCCUAUUUCGUACAUUUUUCUGCUGUAUUGUUGCUGCCCUCUCUUUAAAAUUUCUAAACCCCUACGGUACUGGAAAAAUUGUAUUAUUCCAAGUUCACUAUGUGUCGGAUUGGGAGAUAUUUGAGCUCGCAUUAUUUAUGCUCCUUGGAACUCUUGGUGGUGCCGCGGGGGCUCUUUUCAUUAAAGCUUCAAAAAUUUGGGCUCAUUCGUUCAGAAAGAUUCCAGUAAUAAAGCGAUGGCCAAUGCUAGAGGUCGUUUUGGUUGCACUCCUAACGGGUAUCAUGAGCUGGUGGAAUCGUUACACGAAACUAGCGGUAUCAGAGCUUCUUCUUGAGCUUGCUAGUCCUUGCGAUUACGCCCAGGCUAGCAACACAGGGCUGUGCCCAGUAAAGGAAGAAAUCCCAGAAGUCAUUCGCUACCUUGUCAUUGCCUUUGUGAUUAAAGCGUUCCUGACAAUUAUCACAUUUGGCAUUAAGGUGCCUGCUGGAAUCUACGUGCCUUCGAUGGUUGUCGGCGGUUUAAUGGGUCGGGCGAUUGGCCACAUCGCCCAAUACUUUGUUGUUCAUUAUCCCAAUUCAUUUCUCUUUGGAAGUUGUCCAUCAACUCGAGGACCCUUAUCCUGCGUCAACCCCGGCGUCUACGCACUCAUUGCCGCCGGAUCCACCAUGUGCGGCGUUACCAGAUUAUCUCUAACUCUGGUUGUGAUUCUAUUCGAAUUGACUGGUAGCUUGGAUUACGUGCUCCCAUUCUCCCUCGCCAUUCUGUGUGCUAAGUGGACGGCAAAUGCGAUGGAGCCAUUGAGUAUAUACGAUCUCCUGACGGAUAUGAAUUCUUAUCCCUAUCUGGAUAACAAUAUGAACCCCGUCACAGACGCCGAGCUCGGUGAAAUCGUUCCUCCUGUUCGAAAAUCUCGCAUUAUUAACAUCACUGAAUCCCCAAUUGUUCCCGCAUCCGAGCUACGUACCAAACUCGAUGUUCUACUACGAGGCGGCGAAUUGGAUAGCGGUCUCCCCAUUCUACGCCGCAAUAUUCUUGUUGGCUUUAUUCCAGCUCCUGAACUCGAAUUCGCCCUGGAUAAGUUGGAAUCAGAAGAUGCAAUGUGCUUAAUGUCAACACACUCUGGUUGGAACAGCAUUGAAGACAAUUCUGAUACCGACAUUACAGACUUCACACCAUAUAUUGAUUCAUCGCCGGUGGCUCUCGAUGUGCAUUCGCCCAUCAACCUUGUAUAUCAAUGCUUUGCAAAAUUAGGCCUACGAUAUAUGUGUGUGCUUCGUGAUGGCCAAUAUGCUGGUCUAGUACAUAAAAAAUGGUUUGUGAAGUUCAUGAAAGAAUCGCACAAAUGCUAA